Messenger RNA from Rubroshorea leprosula, 1272 nucleotides. The record is from the annotation of a GenBank genome assembly. NCBI's taxonomy places the organism in Eukaryota, Viridiplantae, Streptophyta, Magnoliopsida, Malvales, Dipterocarpaceae.
CUCUUCCCGACCCCCCUGCAGCCGAAAAAAAGAGGAACCCAGCCAUGCCUUGGAAAAUUGGUGAGAAAGCUUGGUUUUCUCCUUCCUUUCUUGCUCUAGAACACACCUAGAACCCAGAAAUCUUCCCCCCCUGCAGGAAGCUUCCGGAUCUGCUAUGCUCUUCCCUCUACUGUUCGCCGGCUGCUCUUGUUUGUGGGGGCGAAUUGCUCUGGUUUUUGCCCGUGAGCUUCCUCCCCAAAUUGCCGCCGGCUCUUCCCCAACCUGCAGUCCGAUUUUUGGCUGGAAAUUAUGGUUCUUGAUCCUUGGGGGUGCUUUAGUACGUGAAUUGAGUGUUCGGUUUUAUGCGAGUGAGGUAAGUAAAUUAUGGUAACGCCCUUUGAUUUUAAAAGCAUGUUUUGAUUUGUUUUUGAAGUGGUGGCGGGACUAAACCCGUUUUAUAUAGAAAUGAGCAUGAUUGAUUUGAAAUGAGAUUUUGAUGCUUUUCAUUAAAUUGAGCAUGCCUACUUGAAAGUUUAAUUGAUUGUCCUGAUGAUCUGAAAGUGAUUGGUAAAGUAUGAUUUUUCUGUUAACUUCUGCCUGUUUUGUCUCCGAUGUGGUCAUGUUAUUAGUGACCCUGCUAGUGGGGGAGUUUAUAAACGCUAGCACAUGUCGGCACAUGUCGAUAUGUUUUUGUAAUCCUGCUAGUGGGAGUUAAACGCUAGCACAUGUCGAUAUGUUAAUGAUAGAACCGGUUCGUACAAGUGACCCUGCUAGUGGGGAUUAUACACUAGUAAAUCGUGUGCCUGCCAGUGGGAAGUUUAAUACAUUGGCCAUGACCUAUAAAGGAGACGUCUAUUUCGUUCCCGUACUGUAUCCGUUUUGCAUGAUUGCAUAUGUUGGCAUGCUAUAAGUUUAAUAAGGGGCACUCCAUAUUUACUUACUGAGUUUAUCUCAUAGUUUUCCUUGUCCACCAUUUCAGGAAGAGAAAUCGAGGACGGGGAAACCACGGGAAGUGACGAGUUAGAAAGCUAGCCAUUUCAAGAUUGAUAUAGAUUUUAGAAAUAAAUCGUGAUUUUGUAAGCUAGAGUGUAUUUGAAGAUUUAUGGUAUCAGAGUAAAAUUUAAAGAUUUGAUCUUUAAAUUUUGAUGGUAUCAGAGUAUGAUUUGAUAAGUUCCGAGCCUUGUGCAUUUAUGGGACCCUCUCACGAGUGCACGGCGUCUGCCAUGUCCCCGGAUUUGGGUUCUGGGGCGUGACAAUUUGAAAUUUUUUAAAAAAUAAAUCUUGAAUUUCUUG